AUGGCUCAUUGGCAAAGAUGGAGCCCUAGGCCCCCCACAGUUGAAAGUAGAACUAGUCACAGUGUCACGUUGAGCUGGUCUACGGAGCCCUACAAUACCUCUCAAUAUAAUGUCGUCUACAUUUUACAAAAGAGGGAAAAACUACCACCCUGGGUAAUCGUAUAUAGCGGCGGAAAAACGACGGUGACGAUCGACAGGCUCGCCCCGGCUCAUCCGCACAGAUUCCGUCUCAAGAUCGCUCUCAAACCUCGCGGAGGCGCCGUUCAACCGAGCCCCAAAGAGAUGACACACUCAAUAAAAGCGGACCCGUCGUCUGAGCGCGUCCUCGCGCCAGAUACCCGGGGAGCGCGCGGGUCGCUGCAGUCCCGGUGGUCCGAGGAGUGCUGCACGAGCACCGAUAGCGACGGAACCACGGCCGCCUGCUUCUGCAUGGCCGUCCGGUGCGGCUAUGUCAAACAGGUGCAGCAAAUGUUGGAGGAGCGGCCCGUUCUCUUGUCAGCCGUCAACGCCAGCACUGGGCUUACUCCUCUGGCUACGGCCGUCAACAAAGGGGCAACGACCAUGGUUCGUCUGCUGUUGUCUUUAGGUGCUGACACAGAACAGAGGAUUGGCGGCGGCCGGACCCCGCUACAUCUCGCAGUCCUUGCGGCUCACUAUCAGAUCGUCGAAUUGUUGUUGGAGCAACACGCUGAUAUAGAGGCUAGAGACACAAAUGGUCUUCGUGUGGAACAUCUCGCUGUUGACUCCGGAGAUCUUGAGACGCUAAAACUAGUCUUGGGCCGCGGAGAGGUCACCGUCACAGACAAUAACGGAUGGACGCCACUCUUUAGAGCAGUAUGUCAGGGCGCAAGGACGGACAUAAUACAGGAGCUAGUGCAUCGGGGCAGUCGAGUCGACGUCAUCGACAGAGCUGGACUACCUCUUCUCGCCGCCGCUAGACUCUUGAAGGACAGGCAUGGUCGACGUCGCGAUUCAGUGCUACGUUUAGUGGACUCCCAAUAUCAACAUGAAAAGGUCGUCGCCAACUUCACACGACUCACCAAGAAGAUAUCUAGCGUGCAGGCACUGCUUAAAUGA
Messenger RNA from Leptosia nina, 1077 nucleotides. Lineage: Eukaryota; Metazoa; Arthropoda; Insecta; Lepidoptera; Pieridae. The record is from the annotation of a GenBank genome assembly.